Molecule: messenger RNA, 876 nt
Organism: Penicillium soppii
Lineage: Eukaryota; Fungi; Ascomycota; Eurotiomycetes; Eurotiales; Aspergillaceae
Exons: 2
Coding region: 1-876 (291 amino acids)
Source: RefSeq, a predicted model, not a curated record
AUGUCAGGCGACGAUCGCUUCAGAUAUCCGCUUACGUCAGCGGUUCAAGCCCUGGAGAUCAAUAUCUUUCAACGGGUUUCUCAUGAUGCUCUGCCAGUCAUGUCUAGGAGAACGCACACAAAGCUCAAAGGAGCACCGGACUACGACGAUCCCGAAUUCUGGAAUACACGCUUUGCCACUGGUGAAGAUGUCGGCGAAUGGUUAAAUUCUGGCGAGGCCCUUCUGGAGGCCGUUUUAGCCGACCUAGGAAAUCGCUCUAGUGUUAUCUUAGGUAAAGUUCCUCGCGUCUUACAUCUUGGUCCUGGUGUUUCAAAACUAGGAUGUACUCUACGUGAUAAGUGCGUAGAACGGGAAUGGCAGGGGAACGGAAUUGUGAACGCUGAUUUCUCGACCGAAGCCGUUCGCAUUGGAAGUGAAUUUGAGCGCACAAAGAAUCCCAUGCAUGCAAUGCAAUGGAUGCGUGCUGACUUGCGCUUAUGGAAAGAGGUCUCUGUCCUAAGUGAAUUUGCACCUUUUGACGUGAUCUUGGACAAGAGUACCAGCGAUGCAAUCUCAACCUCUGGCGACUUGAAAAUCAACUCUGACGAAGAGCUCUUGGCCAAUUGUCCAAUAGUUAUCGACAUUUUGUCCAGGUACCCGGGCGCCACAUUGUCGCCAGUGGAGCUCUUGGCUUUACAACUUGUCCCUUUAACUGAAAAGGGUUCGGCAUGGAUGGCUCUUUCAUACUCGACCAUGCGAUUCGAAGGACUCAACUUCAUGGCCGAAUACUGGACACUACGAUCUCGCAUAGCCUUGAAGGCUCCCGCUGGGCCCGUUUCCUCCUCGACCCAUACACCGGAAGUAUUCCAUUGGUUGUACAUUUUGGAGCGAAAAUAA